AUGAAAAUUAAUUCUUUACAAUAUGAUUGUUUAAAUUAUCAUAUAUAUUAUGAAAAACCAGCUUAUCAAGAAUUAUUGGAUGUAGUUGAUGAAGUCAUUCCAUAUUGUUUUCGUCCAGAAAAUUAUCACGAACGAUUGUUUGAAAAUUCUGUCGAUCUGUCUUCUCAAAAACUAAGUUUCGAACAAUUACGUUUACGCAGUAUCACUUCAUUACAACUUCUAUCUUGGUCAAUUUCGAUUGAUAUUGCUCAACGUUAUGAAUUCUAUUUAAGUGUGUCAGAUGCUUCACUGAAUGAAGAAUUCUAUAAUUGUACCGAACCGUGGUUUGGUUCCCGAUGUCAAUAUUCAUUUGGAUUUCAUGAACAGAUUUCUUUCAAUCAGAUUGUUGAAGCAACGUUUCGUAGAAGAGUAUCAUACUUCGAAUCAUUCGAUACGAUAAUCCAAGUACCCUGCUAUGUACUUUUGAAAUGUCAUCGUAAUGGACAACCUUGGUGUCUUGAUUGGCGUGAAGUAUGCAAUGGAAUCGUUGAUUGUUUUGAUGAAGGUUCUGAUGAAGAGAAUUGCUUUGAUAUGGAAAUCAAUGUAUGCGAAGAAAAUGAAUAUCGAUGUCAUAAUGGAUUAUGUAUAUCAGGCGAACUUUGGGAGGAUGGUAUCGGUGAUGCCGAUUGUCUUGAUCGAUCAGAUGAAAUAUUAGAUCUCAUGUAUAAAGAUUUUUGCUUUCAAGAUCCGACAUUUCAUUGUGAAGAGCAUUCUUGUAGACCAGAUGGAGGUGCAUUUGCUUGUGGUGAUGGUCAAUGUGUCAGAACACUUUCUAUGUGUGAGAACAGUCGUCAUUUAUUACUAAUAGAAUCCAUGAAAAGCAAAGGUAAUCUAAAAGAUGAAUGUUGGAUUACUAUGGUCUGUCUUACUGAACUAGACACAGAAGUUGAUGGAAAUUCAUGCGAAAUAUGGCUAAUGAAUAUUUCAAUUGUUGCAAUUCAUGAAGAAUGCGAUUCGUUUUUCCAAUUUCCAACCGUACCAAUUCAUGCUCCUCAUAUUCGUUUUUUCUAUGAAAAUUUUCAUUUGAAUAGAAGUGUAGAUGAAUUCUUUUUUCCUGAUUAUAUUUGCUAUGAUCAACAAUUAUGUCAUCAUAUGAUACCAGAUCUAAUUCGUGAAAAUUUGACUUGUCUAGAUGUUUCUGAAUUAAAAUUGAGAAUGACUUAUAUCAUGGAAUCUUGGAUUGAAAUAAUAGAAGCAACUGAACAACAUUUUCGUCCAUGUUUAAUUUAUCAUGUUAGUUAUGAAAACAAAACAAAAGAUUCUACAAUUUAUUCAUCAUUAUAUCAAUGUCAAAACUCAUUGAAAGUUAUCUCUUCAAGUCGUAUCAGGGAUAGACAAAUAGAUUGUUUUCAAUUAGAUGAUGAGACGUAUGAACAUAGCUGUCAACUUAAUGAUAAAUAUCGCGUAAGAUGUGGUGAAACUAAUACAUGUUGGUCUCCUAUAUUGAAAAACGGAGUUUGUCUAUUACAUGGUGAAUAUGGAGUCGUUUCAUUUGAUCGUUUUUGUAAUGGUGUCAAAGAAUACUCUUAUAAUGAUCAUGAUGGUAUAAAAUAUGAUGAUGAAGAAGGAUGUGAAAUAUGGUUAUGUAAUAAUAUGUAU
Adineta steineri is the source of this 1638-nucleotide messenger RNA. Lineage: Eukaryota; Metazoa; Rotifera; Eurotatoria; Adinetida; Adinetidae. The record is from the annotation of a GenBank genome assembly.